AGACUGUGUUGAUGUUUCUUCUCGUGUAAUUUCUUUCUCGACUCAAUUAAAGAAAUAUAUGAUAAAUUUGUGCUUUAUUUGAAGGAGUACAAGAUGCCAAGGAAGUGCAUGGUCUGUGGUCUAACACAGACCAACAAUCUGGCUGUGUUUACUUUCCCCAAGUCACAACACCAGAAGUCUGCGUGGGUUACUGCCAUACAGCAGGUGAUUCCUGGCUUCUGUGCUCCACAGGACGAUGGUGAGCCACUGUCUAACAGGAGUGGGGUGUGUGAGAACCACUUUCUUCCUGAGGACAUAAGGAAGGGCAAGAAGAAGAGCCUUCAGCGCAAAGCCAUCCCUGCACUUGCUGUUGACCAGAGCUUGCCCACCAGCACCCCCUCCAGAAAGGUCUUGGCAGUCCAGUUCUCAGUGCCUGGGGAUGAGAAUGGUGAUCAGGCCUUCCUGAUAAGCGAUGAAGAGGAUACAUUUAGGACUGCAGAGUGUGAGGAGAGAUAGGAAGGCAGACCUGUGGGAAGUGAAUGAGGGACACACUAGUGCUGGAUCUUGUCUAGGUCUUGAUUUUGAUGACUACCUCCCAGGGAAUGACAAAUCAGCUUACAAUGACUGCUCUGAUGGCUAUGAGGACCAAAAGUUGUUUUCUGAGGGGGAUGUGAGCAGGAGAGCUUUAGGGAAAGAUUUGUGUCUUGUCUGUGGGAAGGAUAAUAAGAGCUCAAGAUUGACAUGCAUCUUACAGCUGGAUGCACACGCCAGCGGAGAAUGCACCAGUCUCUGUCUGUCUCGUAUUGUAAGCAAGCCAAAGCGGGAGUUGAUGUCCAUCAGCAUGAAGAUCUGCUCAAGAUGUACCAACCUCGUGCAGGAGGUCACACAUCUAGAGGAGGACCUUAAAUACAAGAAGCAAAACAUAAAGAAUAUGUAUAACGCUACACUUCAGACUCACAAAGACAGUGCCGCUGUUCCCUCAUCCUUCUCACAGGCUUCAUCCCCUUUAUCUGAGGAAGUUGUUAAUAGUCUCAGUGAGGUGCCAGAUGUAAACCUAGACCUUGUGAAGGGUAGUGAGCUUGAUAAGGAUGGUGAGAUGUCAGAUAAUACCAGGAAAAGUUCACGUAGACAGGCAUCAGCAAAAAAAUACUGCUGUCCUCAGUGCAAAGAGGUGUUCUCGAGUUUGGCUCUCUGGGUUCACCAUCUAUCAAAACACCAGGAGAUGGAUGAGUCUACACUCAAAGUUGCAAAACAGUCAAGCAAUAAAACAAAAAAGCUUACCAAGGUUGGAACACACACAUGUGAAGAAUGUGGGAAGAAGUUUGUAUGCAAACAGACCCUUCUGGCACAUGCAGCUGCCCACCAGAAGGGUUCUGAGUGCACCAUUUGUGGACGUUACCUCACAACAAAAGCUCGGUUAAAAGUCCAUAUGUACAAGUUUCAUGACAUUGGUGAAGGGAAGAAUAAGGAGGUAGAGUGUACAGAUUGUGGGAAGUGUUUUGGCACUAAAGCUGGUUUGCGUUAUCAUCGAAAUGUGGUCCAUCACACUGGCACUAAGUAUGUGUGCGAGCAUUGCAAUAAAAUGUUCUAUUACCAUGUCCCGUACAAAAGCCAUUUGCUUCAUGCUCAUGGUGAAAAGAAAAUAGUGUGUGAGACUUGUGGAGAGAAGUUUUUCACAGUGUCAAAACUCAACACACACAUCAAUGCUGUCCACAGAAGUGCAGAGUCCUGGACCUGUAAGGAGUGUCAGACCAAGUUUACAACGUACACUGCCUACCGCCAUCACAGAAAUGUGAAGCACCUCAAAAUCCAACACGCAUGUGACUACUGCAAUGCACAAUUCAGGAAGAAGUCCUCUCUGGUGGUUCACCUGUGGAAGCAUUCAGUGUACCUGUGCCAGCAGUGCCAGGAGAGCUUCUCAAGUGCAGAGGAACUGAAGACACACAUGGCGAGAUCCCAUGGCAAGGUAGUCAUGUGGAAAGACAAGAGGAAGGCCAACCCUGUCCUCUUGUCAGAGAAGAAAGAGAGCAAUAAUGAGGACACACUGCAGGAGAAACCAGAAUCCCAAGAGCACAUACAACCUAGUGAACAUGUGGCUUCCAUUGUCAUAAAUGAUUUGCUUAUGACAGCAGAAUCCUAUGACAACAGCAGCCUACAGCCUUUCUCCCUGGCCAACUGUGAGAAGCUGCCAGAAAAGCAAAGUUAUGCUAGUGAUGGGGAUAUGAAGGUCAAGACCCUGAGUAUAAUUGACACAACACAAGAGCUAAGUGGGGUUGAGCACAUGCAGUUUGGCACUGUGGAAACUUUGGAAAUCAAGUCCUCACCUGACCACAUUGAGAUGGCAUCAGGGGUGUCACUCAUCAAUGUCCAGAUUCUUGGUGACAUGGAAAUCUCACAGACAGACACACUAGGGGACCUCAAGAGCAGCAUGCUAGCAGAUGCAGCUGACCAUCUCACACAUGAUGGCCAGAUGGACAACGAGGACAACAUGGCCAGUCACCUGAGGGUUGAGAUGCAUCACCUUGCAGGAGAAGACCUAGCUGUUGACAAUGAUCUGGAAGCUACAAAUCACACUUUAGAAGCAGAGGAUCAUCUAGAACCACCUUGUCACUUGAAGGUAGAUGAUUUGGAAAACUCAUGUCACCUAGAGUCUUCAGAACUUGAGAGCUCCUGCCACCUGGAGACUGCAAGCCAUUUGGAGUCUUGCUGUCACCUCAACCACACAAGCACACCUGAGCCACAGAGCCACCUGGAUGGCCCUGAUCACCUGGAAGUACAAAAUCAGCUGGAGCAAACCAGCCUCCCACCUCCCAGCCAUCUGGAGGUAGUGGAUCACAUGGCCUCUCCUCGUCUAAGGGAUGUGGCCUCCCUCGGUACAACCAAUGACAACUCGGAUCCUUCUAGCCAACUGAGUGACAGCACUCCCAUAACAUCUGACCACUUGCAGAUCCAGCACCACAUUGAGGCUACAGUACAUCUGGACUCGGCCAACUCCCAUCCGAGUGCAAGCCAAUGCUCCCUGCCAGCCAUGAUCACUCAGAUGGACAGCCAGGUAGACGAGGAUAUGGCCACGCACAUCAGCCAGGAGAUGCACAACAUGACACAGGAUGUGGAUGCACAGAUGGAUGAGCAGGUGGAGGAAAAUCUUGGCACACAGAUGGAGGCAGAGAUUGACCAAAUUGCAGAGGUAGAUUCACAGAUGGUGGAGCAGGAGGAAGACUGCAUAGUUGCCCAGAUGGACACGGAGAUUGUGGACCAGGUAGGAGCACACCUUGCAACUGAAGGUGGGCCACAUCUCUGCAAACAGGUUGACACAGAAAUGAUGGAGGAGAGCAUGGACAAGCAGACAGAGAAAAUGGAGGGGGUGGAGCUGGAGCCCUUCCCUGUCACCCUGGAUGGCAAAGGGGAAGUGCAGUACCAAUAUGUCAUGUACAUAUCAGCACAGGGGGAUGACUGCCAAC
Penaeus monodon (black tiger shrimp) is the source of this 3440-nucleotide messenger RNA. RefSeq lists its product as uncharacterized. The record is from RefSeq and is a predicted model, not a curated record. Gene Ontology annotation, molecular function: DNA-binding transcription factor activity; RNA polymerase II cis-regulatory region sequence-specific DNA binding. Lineage: Eukaryota; Metazoa; Arthropoda; Malacostraca; Decapoda; Penaeidae. Gene Ontology annotation, biological process: regulation of transcription by RNA polymerase II.